Magnolia sinica is the source of this 3652-nucleotide messenger RNA. RefSeq lists its product as uncharacterized. Gene Ontology annotation, biological process: protein transport. The transcript is spliced from 6 exons. The record is from RefSeq and is a predicted model, not a curated record. Lineage: Eukaryota; Viridiplantae; Streptophyta; Magnoliopsida; Magnoliales; Magnoliaceae. Bases 660 to 3347 code for a protein of 895 amino acids.
UUUUUUUUAAUUCUUUCUUUUUUCUAAAAACUUCUCUCUGUCUAUAGAUGAUCACGUCUUUAAUUUUGAGAAACGGUUUCCACUUGGUUGUUUAGAUGGAUUGGAUGAUCUAGACCGUCCAUAAAUAUAAUAAAUGACUCUCCAGUCCAACAUGGCCAGCCUUCUCUUCUCACCUUUCUAAUUUUUCUUAUCACAGUUCUUCCUUUUUAGGAAAUUUACCAAAAUAAAAUGUUUUCUAAAUUUCGUAUUUAAAUUUAUCUAAAAACACACAAGCCUCAUGGAUUUAUUUCCCCCCACCCACCAAAAAAAAAAGAAAAAAGUAACUUUCUUUGCUAAUUCAACAAGAGGGCGUAACCGUACAAAUAUGAAACACUUGCAUGAGAUCUAAGCUUCCCAUAUGGCUUGAAAACUUGGACAAUUUCAUUCUUCAGGUGGACCGCUAUGUAUGAAUCAAACUCGAUGUUACAGAUCUUUUCUAAGCGCACUCUCUUUCUCUCUCUAUAGAUGAUAGAUGGAUGGGUGCAUGUCGUCAAGUGAAAUGAUUUUCAUCAUCUAACAUGAAAUCAGUUGCAGUAGCAGCAGAGGAAGACUGAUCCAUGUUAAUAGUGUAAGUAGAGAGUGUUAGAACACAAACACUUGUUAAAGAAGCCCAAAAUCCAAUGAUGCUGGAUAUUCUUUUCGGCUGGCGAAAGGCCUCCAGAUGCAAGGAGUUGAUCAGGUGUGUCCGUUGCCGUCUCAAGCUGCUGAGGAACAAGAGGGACGCCAUCAUCAAACACCUACGAUCUGAUAUUGCUCAGCUCCUCGACACUGGCCAGCAGCAGAGUGCUCUCUUUCGCGUAGAGCAGCUCUUUAAGGAUCAGAGCAUCCUAGUCGCAUAUGAUCUAUUGGACCACUUCUGUGAAUUCAUCAUUAUAAACCUUCCUUAUAUUCGGAGACAUAGGGAUUGCCCCAAUGACAUUAAGGAAGCAGUCUCAACUCUAAUAUUUGCUGCUGCAAGAUGUGCAGAUUUGCCUGAGCUUCAAACACUACGGAAGCUAUUUGGAGAGCGUUACGGGAAUGAUUUUGCUGUGGGAGCUGUAGAAUUAUUUCCUGGGAAUCUAGUGAACCGGCAGAUAACCGAGAAGCUGUGCACAAGGUCAAUAUCAGAUGAUGUAAAGCUCGGAAUAAUAGAAGAAAUUGCUAUAGAAUACAACAUCCAACUGUGGCAUCCGGAGAUGGGACAUGGGUGCGAUCUCCCACACCAGAAGGUUCACGUUAACGAAGGAUCGGUAUAUAAUAAUCCAGAUUGUGUGCAAGGAAAGGAAGUCCUUGAGAAGGACAUUCAAGUUGUUUAUAGCGACAUUCGAAGAACUGACAUGCAAGCUUCGAAUCAUAAAGAGAUAUUCCAUUCUUUUCAGAAAAAGCAUGGCAGAAAAAUUGGUCUUCUGCAAGGGGAGGCAAGAUCCCACGAUUCAUCGUCAAAUUGCAAGGAAGGAGAGGCUCAUUUUCAAUAUCACUCGAGUUUUGAGAAUAACAGUAGCUCUGUCUAUGCUGCCAUAGUUAAAAAUCAUGCCCCAAAUGUAGCUCUAACAAUCCAUAAAAAAGCACAAGAUAUGGAGAAGCUUAAGAAAUCAGGUCCUGGGUCUGUUGGAGAGAGUGAUCAAGGAACCCAUAGCCCGAGCAGUCCUUCCACUGCCUCUCUGCAGCAUAAGGUGGAAAGAACAGCAGGAACUGUGAUGGAAAGUUCAACACAGUUGCUUGAGAGCAUUAUAGUUUAUCUUGAUGAUUUGGAUGAUUUUCACCGCAAGAGGCAAGAAGGCAAUGAAUGCAAGGAUGGAAAAUGUCUCGAGAGAGACACGCAUCCGAAGCCACAUGAGAGUAAAUGUGCGUCCACAAGAAAGCCAUUUCAAUCAAGAAUUGAACUUGAAAAUUUCGUCUCAUAUGGAGAAGGAAAAGAUGCAAACAGUUAUGGUAAUUGCAGCCAGAAAUCCUUAAGAGCCAAUAGAGAAAUUCUGUCAGAUGUAGUAGAUUAUGAUCAAUCAAAGAAGCACACCAAGUUAAGUGGAUUGCACGAUAAAAGCAGCACUAUGGGGCAUUCUAGCAAGAAGAGGAAGUCAGUGGGAAGGAGGCCGAAAAACAGAUCCUUAUCCGGGCAGAGUCAACGGUAUAACAAUUGUGUGUACAGUGAUCAUGAAUUGGAUGAUUUCCUUGGAACAAACAAGAGCCUUUUCCCAGACAUCCCCAACCAACAGCAUGACUCUUCCAUGCCAGUGGCCUUGAGCAUAAAUGAUAAGGAAUGUGCGUUGUAUUAUGAUGAGGAAUGUGGCUGUUCUGAUAUUAGUUCUUUGGGGUUUCAGUGGGACAAAACCAAACCAAGUGGUGUCCUUCUCAGCCAUGGAUACCAUUGUCAUUCUGUGUCAAAUUCUGAUAAUCGAAUGUUCAUGAGCGGAGAGAUCACCCAUGCAGAUGGAAGGAUGGUCAAUAAGAAAAAGCACCAAUGGCAGAUUUCAAGUGAAGGAAGUAGGACUUAUUCAUUUAGAGGCCACCAUGGGAAAAAGCCUCAGUCAUUCCAGCGAUCUUAUUCUUAUGCACAGGAGAUAAAGGCUGAGAAAGUAGAAAACAAUCACACGUCCCGUAGAUGCAAAUACAAUAGGAGAUUGGAUGGAAACAACCGUGAUAUGGUUACUGACUGUUCUUUGGAGCAUCCAUGUUAUUUCCUUGCUAGCGACGAGAAAGAUGAUUGGGGAAGUCCUUCCAAGGGUAGUGGUGUUGCACUGCAGGCAGGCAAGCAUCCUUGUGAUUUUCAACAAGAGAAAGAGGAGAAUAAUCAUGGUGCUGCAAUAAGCUGCGAUGAAGCUUCUAGCAGUUUAGCUAUCAAUAAGGGAAACAGCAAGCAGGAGCUGAUUGGGGUUGCUGUGGAUCGGAUACAAGGUGCGGAUUUGGAUUUUGAUAUGGAGCUGCAUACGGACAUCCAGGUUAGUACGGAUUGCCAAGGAUGUAGUAAUACAGCAUGUAGUGUUAUUAUAGCCUCUGAAAGUCAUAGGUCUAAAAUGCAGAUCAAGGAAGCUCAAGGACCAUCAGACCAUCAUGGCAGAAGGGCUUCUUCUUGUAGCUCCUACUCAAGGGAGAUUCCAGUACCAAUCGCACGACCAGCUUAUCUAAAGGCCAUGACAAUGCCACCAGAACGGCCCAAGAUCACAGCCACACACCAAACUCUACGUUCUGCUUCCUUUCAAUCUCAGCAGUACAAUCGAUUAAGUGGCCAUGUCCAUCCAAAGCUCCCUGACUACGAUGACUUGGCGGCCAAAUUUACAGCUCUCAAGAAGGUGCACUUGCAAACUUCCAUCCUGCAAGUUGGCAAUGCUUGAAUAGAAAACAAAGAACUUAUUGCAACGGCCAUAUUUUGUAAAAUGUGAUCCAUUUUCCCUCUGCUUCUUGUGAGUUGGCCACUGCGCGCCUACACACUGCCUUGCUUUCCUAUUCCUUGUCAUCAUUUCAUGAACCUGGUUUCUUCCUACAUAUACAUAUAAUCACUCUGCUUGUGUAAAAUGUUGUCAUAAAUAGAAUACCUAAGAGAGUAGUUCCUAGGGUGAUGCAAUUUAGCUAAAUAACAUUUCACCUACAUGUUGUUUGGAUGGAAUAAUACAAUGUUUGAAUGUGCCCUUUAAAUGUU